Acipenser ruthenus (sterlet) is the source of this 7826-nucleotide messenger RNA. RefSeq lists its product as uncharacterized. The record is from RefSeq and is a predicted model, not a curated record. Gene Ontology annotation, molecular function: 3'-5'-RNA exonuclease activity. The transcript has 5 exons. Lineage: Eukaryota; Metazoa; Chordata; Actinopteri; Acipenseriformes; Acipenseridae. The coding region runs from base 1138 to 4752 and encodes 1204 amino acids.
AAUAACCGCUCAGAGAACCAGUAGCGUUCAGUCACACACUGGGUUCGGUUGUAAACACAGAUGCACACCAGCUAUUUCAUCUGAGGAAAGGACAAAAGAAAACAGGAUUCACGGCAAAAAAAUAAAGAAGCCUGUGUCUAAAUAAUACUAGGAAUAUAGGGACCGGGGGAGAAAACAGCAGAGAGAUAACAAGGUAACUACGUUUAGAAGAGGAACCGACAAUAGCAGCCAAAAUUAAUAGACAAAUAAUGUAAGGGAGUUGGUAUGUUAGCGUAGGAUUAUGAGGUAAUUUUUCAGAGAAAAAAAAUAUAUAUGUGUGUGUGUAUUGUGUUAAAAAUGGUCAAAUAUAGUUUCUGUAUAGUAGAUAUUAACGUGGUAUGUGUUUAUAUAAAUAGAAUAAAUUAACUAUUUGUCAAUACAUCAUUAUAGAUGUGAUACGGCAUCAUCAUCAUCAUCAUCAUCUUGGUUUAGGAAGAGAAAUUUUGAAUGGACGUCGUUUGCAAUUAGAAUAUGUUAUGAUGAAGCUAGUGAUCCAUACAUUCGUGCCUUCAUAGAAGAUAAUUCGACGGAGUGUACAUUAUUCAUGUUUAUCACCACGCCCAGUAUUGCUAGGAUCAUUGUUAAAUACACUACAUCCUAAUGUUACUUUGCUGACUUUAGAAACAAACAAACAAACAAAAAAAACAUGCUGAGGUUGUAGAAAUAGAUCCUUGUGCAUAACAGCUCAGGUCAAACUGAAACAGCCAGUGACAUCUGCAUUAUUUAUACUCUUAGAACCGCCAUUGAUUGAUCAUCUUAUUACCUUUUUUUAUUUUAUUUUUUUUAUAAACUAAAUGCAGUUCACCAAAACGUCCUAACAAAGGGCAUAUUUCAGUUUUAUCAAUAAAUGAUUGCAUUUGGACAAUUUAAAUGUAUUUUUAACCUGUCAAUUUACCAGUUGCAUGUUCAAAAAAAAGGUGAUUCAGCAAACCCAAUAUGAUUAUGUAAUGCAGAGUGCCCAUACUAAAUAGAAAGGUGGUGUAAAAAAGGGAUGGUGGAUAGACAAUUGUGUGGACUUUAGGUCGGACAGGAGGUGCCAGUUGCAUAGUGAUAUUUAACCUUUUUACUGUGGAAAUAGAGGGAGUAUCAGCUGCUGUGAUGAACAGCACCAGCACUGCUGAGAGAGAGCAGGCUGCUCAAAGUUUCUGUGCAGAAUUGGGAAUAGAUUUUGAGAUGGAAUCGGUUUCAAAUGCAAAAGAGAAAAUAGAUGUACAGUUGCUCACAAAUGGGGCCAUGGCUGAAAUUGUUCAAUUUGCGAAAAAAAAAGAUUGCUCCCUUAAAUAUGAAAUAUUUGACAUUUUAAACUAUAACUUCAAUCUUGAAAUAACAAAUGAACAGGAGAAGCAGUAUUUAGUGAGUACUAUUGUGCAAUAUGUACAACAAAUGAUGACUAAGAGAAAGACCUGCAGCUCCGCUAAAAGACAGGAUUUUGAAGGACAGAUUUUUGUUCUCCCACUUUAUAAUAGAAAAAAAGAGAGAAUAGUGGUAGAACCUGAGCUGUUGGAAGCCGCAAGCACUAGUUUUGAACCAACCCCUGAAAAUGAAAGAGAAUCUGCUCAUUCAAAGUGUGUAACCACACUACUUGAAGCUGUAAACAGCCAGAAGAAGCAGGUUGGUGAGUUGUCUGCACAGUGUAAGGUUUUAGAAGACCAAAAACAAACCUUGUGCCAGGAAAAGAAAGAAAAUGGAUUAGAACUACAUAAGGCAAAAGAUGAACUCCAGAAAUUAAGGAAUGCACUGAGUAAAGCACGGACACAACUAAGAAAAACAAAUGUUAGAAAUGUAAAUAAAAGGCAAAGCCGUAGAGACCAAGAAAUUAUGGUGCUUACAAAAAAGCUGAAGGAAACUGAGAGUAUGGUCCUUGAGAAAGAGGAACAAAAAAAGCAAAUGGAAGAUGAGAAAAAGAGACUUGAGGAGCAAAUUGUUGAUUUUCAAGAACUGUUAAAAAAACGUUUAUACAGCAAGAAACUUGAAAAGUUGAAAGCAAACUACUACAAGAGGAAGCUUUCAAAGAAUCGAGAAGAAAAUCCCAAGUUGGCAAAGAAGGCCAGGGAGUUACAGAAGGAAGUGAAGGUUUGGCAGGACAGUUAUAAGGAAGUGAAGGUGGAGUUGGAUAGUUUAUUAGAGAGACAAUUAACAGCAUUCCAACACAAUAAGUACACUGAUGCAGUGAGAGAGGUGUAUAUGGAUUUAGUGGCUAACAUGGGUGUCAGUGCACGUAAGGCAUCUCAGGUAGUCAGGACAGUGUUAGAAAAACUAGCUGGUACAAAAGUAGACAGACUCCCUGGUGAAUCCUUUAGUAAAUAUAUGCUUUUAGAAGCAAGGCAGGUGUCGUUAAUGCAUGUGCAGGAAACCAUGUUAAAAGAAAAUGAUGUCACCCUUUGUACAGAUGGUACAACUAAAUUUGGACAUAAGUAUGGAACUGCAGGGGUCUUUUUAAAAGACGGAACCCGUAUGCAUUUAGGACUCAGAGAACAAGCUUCAGGCAAAGCAGAAUGUACAUUUAACACAAUCCGAGAAAUGGUGCAAGACAUAGUUACGAGCCAAGGAGUUGAUUUAGACAAAGCAGUACACCGGGAGAAAGAAAUUUUCAUUAAAAUCACCAAUCUUUUGAGCGAUCGAGCUAGCACGGAAAAGAAGUUCAAUUCAAUUCUUUCUCAAUACAGGUCAAAGAUUCUGCCUGACAUUGUAGAUGGCUUCACUGAAUAUAGUGAAACUGAGCAGGCAAAACUUUCCCUUGUGAAUGAGCUUUUCUGUGGUUUGCAUCUGAUAGAUGGUUUGGCUCACCAAGCAAAUGUGACAUUGUCUGUAUGGGAGGGAAUGAUUUUUGGAGAAGACAAGGUUGGCUCUCGGUCUUUGCCAGGUAUACACAAAGACAAAGGUGAGAGUGGUACGGUUAGAUUAAUUAGGACAGUGUGCAAAGCCGUGCAGGAAAGAGGAUGUGAAAAAUUUGGGAAGCCUGUUCAGUUUAGGACAUUUUUGGUUAGCAAAAGUAAGUCUGAUCGUUUGCCAUUGUCGACUUUCAAGGGUAACAGGAUUAAUAUUAUAUUUCACAAUGCAGCGGGGGUUUACUUUUUGUACUCUGAUCUAUUGGAAUUUACUUCUGAACUUCAACAGGAAAAUAAACUGAUAGCGGAAGUCUUUGCAGACUUAAGUGUCAGGCAAUUUUUGGCUGGGUGCAGAGCACUGGGACUUAUUUCAAAAUGUAUCACAGAGCCUCUUUGGAGAAUUCUGUCCAAGAAAGAACAUGUCUUGAAAAUGAAUGAAAGGUACCAAACCCUUAUUUCUAAGUUGAGGGAGUGGGCAAAUGAUGGCGCAAAACUAGUAAGUGGCAAGGCCUGCUUAUUUGAAGAUGUAGAAAUGCACUGUGGACCAGUAUUUGAGAAGCUAAUUGAGAAGUCAAGUGCUGAUUUUGAUGAACUUACUGUACAGGCUGUGGAAUUAAUCCUUGCCAGUCUUGUAAAGGUGUGCUGUAGAAUGCUAGCUGACCAUUUAGAGCAUGGUAGAUAUGACCAGAUUUCAGAGGAGUUACUUCAAAAACUGGAGUCUGUUCCUAAAACCAAUGUAAGUUGUGAAAGAGAUUUUGGAGUGUUUGACAACUUACUCAGAGCAAAGACAAGAGCAACAGGUAUUGCACUUGAAGGGAUGGUGAUGUUCAAAGAGAAUCGGUCCUGGAAGUGGCUAGCUGAUUUGGAUUCUCAAAAGAAAUCGGAGGUGUUAGCAGUGGCCAGAGCGUCUGUGAGAAACCAGAGAGCUGUAUUUUGUAAUAGGAUGAAGAGUGUUAGGGAAGCUAGAUUGCAGAGGAUGAAAGACAAAAUGGAUUAUAACAAUGAGAAAGAGCAAAAGGAAAUAACAGACAUGGCUAUCAAAAAGCAGCUGACUGUUGAUCUGGAGCAAUAUGGUGGUCUCUGGGAAACAGCUAUGGAAGUUGAUGAGCAGAUAGAGCAAUUAGACGAGGAUUUAAAAUCUGCAGCAGUAAUUGCUCAGCUCAAAUUCAGAAGAUUUGUACUUUGCAUGAAAAAUGAGAAUGGGGUUUUGAAUACUACCAAAAGAGGCACAAAGCUCAGUGUAGACGAACUUGUGCAGAAUUUGAAAAGCACCUUUCCAAAGACAACAAAGGUGCCUGAAAAAGUGAAAAAUGAAAUGAAUUACAGUUCUGCCCCAUCUGCGCUUUUAGCACAAGAAAAGAAUCGCUUAUUACAAGAGGCUGUGAAGCAGCAAGUAAAAGUCAGGGAUGAAGGCAGAAAGAGAAUUGGUUUGAAAGAACUAGGAACUCCAGAGCUAACUAGACCAGAGCAUUUACUCGGAAAGCGAGUAAGGCAUGCAGUUCAUGAAUCUGAAGGCAAAGCUUGGUAUAACGGCACAGUUGUUGGAAUGAGGGAAGAAAACGGGGCUCCCACCUUUCAGAUGAUGUAUGAUGGAUGCCAGUUGGUGUGGUGGUUUGAUUUGUGGAAAGAUUUUCAAGAGAAUUGCUUGGAGUUAAUUGCCGUAAAUGCUGAGGACAUUUUAGGAAAGAAGGUAGAACACAUGUUUAUAAGUAGUGAGGAUGGUUCUGAAUGUUGGUGGCCAGGCAAAGUCCUGCAGUAUAAAGACAGUGAGAACUUGUUUGUUAUAGAGUAUGAGGAGGAAGAAGAUGAUGCAGAAGGUGCGGGAGUGUUUGAAUACCCGCUAUUGGAUGAUUAUGCAGCAAACGAAUUAAGGAUUUUAUCUUAGAUUGCAUUUUAGAUUUCUUUUAGUAUAGUGUUAGUUAUUAAUCGGUUUUGGGGGGGGGGGGGGGGGGGAUGUACUUUAAUACCGUAUAAGAUGCUUACAAGUUGGGAUAUUUAUUUUGUAUGGGUGAAGGAAUAAAGUAUUAACAUAUUAAAUUACAUACUGCUUUGUAGUUUUCCAUAUACUUAAGAAAAAAAAACACAUUUAAAAAAAAUCUAGCAUGACAUACUGGACUAAAUUAUGUUCAUACACACACACACACACACACACACACAUAUAUAUAUAUAUAUAUAUAUAUAUAUAUAUAUAUAUAUUUUUUUUUUUUUCAAAUUAUGUCUCAAUCCUAAAAUUCUAGGUGAUGCAAAAUAGCCAUAGGAGGAGCUGUAGGAUUCAUUUUUUGUUAUUUUAUUCAUAUGUAAUGGAGGGUGCUUAAAUGAUUAAUGGAAUAGCAGUGUAAGCAUAAUUGACUAUUGUCCUUUAUUAAUUAAAUAUUAAAGAAUUUACUAUGUAUAUAAUUUACAUUUAAAAUAUGCUUUUAAAAUUUAGAUUCAUAGCAAUGGAAUUGUACGUAUACGUGUGAUAGACUUUUGAUAGUAUAAUUAGUAUAAGUAUAACAGAUGGUCACUGGCAUUGUUUUAAUCUCAUGUAACACCAGGCAACUUUUCAAGUAACUCGCUCUAAAGGACAUUAUUAAGCAAUUUAAACAAAGUCCCUGAAAUCAAGAUUGUUUAGGUUUUGAGGCUUGGAUUGUUCACAUGGUUACAAUUGAUUAAAGUUGCCUGAUAAUACAUGGGCUUUACAGUUAAAAGACGGAAGAAAGGCAGAUAAAGGCUUCUGUUGAAACACGAUACAGCAGUUCGAUGCAUUACAGACUGAAUGGAUAGAGCAGGCAGUUUUGUAGAGAUUUAGAAUUAGAGAAAACCCCUCGGUUCCCUUAGUGAACUCCAUUCUUAAAAAAGUCUUUAGUGGAUGAAUAAUUCUGUUCUAAUCAAGACUCAAAAGGCAGUAACCAUGUAUGAAGAUAUUUCCAGAAAUUGAAGAGCAUGAACAGUUAUACUGCAGUUGCCGUGAACUUGAUACUCUGUAUAGUGGUGGUAUGCAACCUCUGUAAUGCUUUUAAGAAGCCACGCAAUAUUGUUCAGUUUACAGAUCUAGAUCCUUCUACAGUAAAGACUGUAAUAACCUCCUAUUUUGAAAGCCUCAAUGCGCUAUUAAGAAUUACAGUACAGUACUACAGGGCUACGCAGUACUGUGUUCAGAGGAAUCCUCCUAUGCUCUGCUUUCAGACUGUGAAAAGGCUUGGAAUUACCAGUGGACUUUCUUUUAAAGAACUCCCACAUAAGGCCUAAAAUAAAAUAUUUCCAGGAUCUGGUUUCCUGACCCUGCAAAAUCCCCCCUGAUCCAGACAAAAAAAAAAAAGCAGAUUGAAAAUCCUGCGAGACUCAUCCACCAAUGAAGAAAACACUGGAAAACCCACAGCACCAAAGAUCACUAUUCAGCUCAUGAAGUCUUCAUCUUAACACACUUGACCGACCCACUUAUUAUUAACCAUUGCCACUGCUUGUGCUUAUUUGGUGUAGGAUUUUAUUAUUAUAUAUUUUUUUAUAUAAAGAUACUGGGUCAAAGCCAAAUGUUUCCUAGGCGUGCUGUGCUGUUUAAUGAUACACAUUAUUCGCAUACACAGAUUGAAUGUCUCGAGCUGACCAUGACACCGCAUUGUCAGUUUUCCAUAAUAUGAAAACCAGCACAUCCAAGGAAGCCUCUGUAGAUGUAUCCGAAAAUGGGAAGCCAGGGACAUGGACUUAAACCAAUCAUGGCUAUGUUCAAUCACAAAUAUAUAGUUCUGACAUGUCAUUUUUUUCCUACUGUACCUAUCGACCCAAGUUAAUUUUGUUACCGAAUAGGAGUCUUUGCUUAUGCCUCGCAAUCCAUAAGACGCAAAUGCUUUCAAAUGAAAUGAUCUUAUCGUUGGAGUGGGCUGUAAUAUGCAAAUUCUAUGAUAGUCUCUCUCAGAUUCCAGAUAGAAUGAUAAUGGUGAAUCUGGUGGCCCAUUUGUCUCAAUGGCAAUAGUGGUGUCCUUAAACACAUACAUCCUGUUAUGUCGUAAAGAACAAUUCAGGAAGUAUAGAGAUCCCCAGAGAGGUUGAAAGUUUAAGGUACAGUACAGUAUGCCAGUAAGCAGGCUGUCUUGUACAGAAGAGAUCCCAGAAGAGGAGCCGACUGAGUGGAAAACACCUUCCAAUAAAUAGAGGACUGCAGCCUUCAGGGACCAGUUCAACGAGAACAAGGCGUGUAAGUCAAACAGCUGACUUAACCUGUUAAUUGGAAUGAGACCGUAGGUGAAGCCUGUCAGAAACCGCGCCAUCACUGAGAAGGAAAAUGAAGUGACUCAACAUUCUUUGUAAAUGGCACCAUCGUCAACAAAGUCUGUGCACAUUUUGUAACAGAAUCUCAACAAGCCUCAGAACCUGAUUGUGUUGAUAAAGAAUAUGCAGAACUGCAAGCAAAGUAUCAGCAGUUGCGGUCGGAUUCCAAAAGGAUGCAAGAAGAGUUACGUCAGCGAGCAAAAGAAGUAUAUGGCCUGCAUGAGGAAAACACCCGACUAGAGAAACUGUGUGCUGGAAUAAGAAACAGCUACAUUUCUACACUGGACCCCUCAAUGGACCAUUUUGAAUGGAUCUUGUCUUUCAUUAGGGAGAAGGUGACGUGUCAGAAAUAAGUGUCCAAGAUCACCUUCUCAUUGUUUUGUUGAAAAUCCAUUUGAGUCUUUUGAAUACAGACAUAGUAAACAGAUGUUUUGUUUUUUAUUGUUUCUGGUCACUCCAAUGUUUGUGUGUCAUCCUUAUGUUCUUAUAUUAUUUUUGCAGUAGGGGAGCACAUGGAGUAACACGAUCAGCAGUUUAUGACCGAGUCAUUUAUUUUUGUAAUUUUUUGUACGUUGUAUGUUAGUCUUGUACUGCUAUAUACUAUUCAUUUUUCUUUUUUUAUUUACCCUGUAGCAUUAUAACUCUCCUUGGAUAAAGGCAUCUGCCAAAUAAACAAUAAUAAUACAAAUAAAAUCAUGAUUAUUAUUGAGA